Drosophila rhopaloa is the source of this 1082-nucleotide messenger RNA. Its product is annotated as glutaminyl-peptide cyclotransferase. Gene Ontology annotation, molecular function: glutaminyl-peptide cyclotransferase activity; zinc ion binding. The record is from RefSeq and is a predicted model, not a curated record. NCBI's taxonomy places the organism in Eukaryota, Metazoa, Arthropoda, Insecta, Diptera, Drosophilidae.
AUGCCAGGCUGGCACAGUUAUAUAUUCCUGAUCCCUCUCAUGAUCAUAGCUAUAUUUUUAAUCAUCGGCAAGGGUUUCUUUAAACAUAUUCGAGUAGUGGGCCGCAAUGGAUCGUUGCGUUAUGAACCCACAGAACUGAACCUCACCCAAAUGCGAAAUCUUGCUGGUCUUUCGGAUCUGAAUAACCUGCGCGAAAUUGUGAGAAAGAUAUCGGUGAAGAGGGUGGUCGGCACUCCAGAACAUUCUGCGGUGAGGAAUUACAUAAUGGAAUACCUAAUGGAGCUGAACUGGACGGUACAACUGGAUAUUUUUACGGAGAAGGUGCCGAUUUUUGGAUACGUGUCUUUUGAAAAUAUCGUGGCCCGACAAAAUCCGAGUGCAAAAAGAUACCUAAUGCUGGGCUGCCAUUAUGAUAGCAAGUAUUUCAAAGACUCUGUUUUUGAGGCCGCCACGAAUUCAGCAGUUUCUUGUGCAAUGAUGCUAAAUAUGGCCAAAAUAUUGAAGGACCAGUUUUCUCGAUCUGAGAUCAGUUUAAUGUUUGUCUUCUUCGAUGGAAAGGAGGCAUUUAAAGACUGGUCGGUAAAGGAUUCACUUUAUGGUUCCCGGCAUUUGGCAGACCUCUGGGAGAAAAAAGGCUUCCUCGAUCGGAUUGAUCUCUUUUUGCUGUUGGAUUUAAUCGGGGUUAGGAACAUAAAAUUCAAAAACAACAUUCUGUACACUUCCAGUUGGUUCCACAGAUUCGUGCAGAUUGAACAGCAACUCACAAAGGCGGAAUUACUGCAACUAGAACAUCCUAUCCAGCAGGAUGUAGAUGAUGAUCAUUCACCGUUUUUACAACACAAUGUGCCAGUGAUUCAUCUAAUAGCUGCGGAAUAUCCAGCAAAUGCCAUAUUUGCCGAAGAUGUGGAGCAGAAUGUGGAUUACGAAAUCACUCUGAAAGUGGAUAUUAUUCUACGAAUGUUUGUAAUGGAAUACCUCAACUCAGCUCCUUCUUCAUCCAUCGGUUUGACACAUGCCAUUCACUAGUAUUUGUUUCGAAAUGAUUGUUGUAAAAUUUAAUAAAAAUCAAACAUUCGAAUGCA